Molecule: messenger RNA, 758 nt
Organism: Magallana angulata
Lineage: Eukaryota; Metazoa; Mollusca; Bivalvia; Ostreida; Ostreidae
Product: calcium load-activated calcium channel-like
Exons: 7
Coding region: 88-639 (183 amino acids)
Biological process (GO): endoplasmic reticulum calcium ion homeostasis
Cellular component (GO): endoplasmic reticulum; cytoplasm; endoplasmic reticulum membrane
Molecular function (GO): calcium channel activity
Source: RefSeq, a predicted model, not a curated record
ACUAUCCGGAAAUAACUACCCGUUUUGAUUCAAUUUUUAUUGACCCACUAAGAAGAGAAAAUUCGGAUAUAAGAAAUAUUUUUCAGAAUGCUGUCCGAUUGUCUGUUAAUUGUCUUCAUCUCAAUCUGCACGGCCCUUCUUGGAGAAGGAUUAACAUGGCUCCUAGUAUAUCGAACAGAAAAGUACAAAAAGUUAAAGGCAGAGGUUGAAAAACAAAGCAAAAAGUUGGAAAAGAAAAAAGAAGGGGGAGAAUCAUCAGACAGAAGUCAGAAGAAAAAACUAGAACGUCAGGAGGAGAGGUUGAAAAAUCACAACAGGGAUCUUUCCUUUGUAAAAAUGAAGUCCAUGUUUGCUAUUGGAUUUGCAUUUACAGCUCUACUUAGUAUGUUUAACUCAAUAUUUGAUGGUCGAGUGGUAGCCAAAAUGCCCUUUGUUCCAAUAAGUCUACUGCAAGGAAUUUCCCAUCGGAACUUAGGCGGAGAUGAUUACUCCGAUUGCUCAUUCAUCUUCUUGUAUAUCCUGUGCACUAUGUCAAUCAGACAGAAUGUCCAGAAACUUCUUGGACUGGCUCCAUCCAGAGCAGCGAGUAAACAGGGAGGGGGUCUGUUUGCCACCCCUGGUCAGCUAAACACCAGAUAAACUAUCUUAUCACUGGAAGAUGGGCAUUGAAUUAUAGUGCAAUGAAAUUUGUAAUAUGUGUAUAAUUUUGAACUCUCACGAAUUCAUCAUCAUAAAUAAAGAAAUAUCAAAGAUUUGAA